Molecule: messenger RNA, 1686 nt
Organism: Chaetomium globosum CBS 148.51
Lineage: Eukaryota; Fungi; Ascomycota; Sordariomycetes; Sordariales; Chaetomiaceae
Exons: 6
Coding region: 1-1686 (561 amino acids)
Biological process (GO): transmembrane transport
Molecular function (GO): transmembrane transporter activity
Source: RefSeq, a predicted model, not a curated record
AUGCUCAAGCGACAGUCUGUUUGUAUCAACGAGAAUGACGGCGACGCGCAAACUGCAAACUCUCCUACUGCGUCAGAGAAGUCGGGAAUCGAAACCCUUCUCCACGAGCCGUCGGAGGGCAACCCCACACCAAGCGCCUCUGCUUCCCUAUCUCAAAUUAGGAAUGCCAACACAGUCGUGCCAUCCACUGAGGAUAGUCUACGGAACGAACAAGAAUCAAUUACGCAAUACGUCACGGGCUACAAGCUAGCCGGACUUGUUACUGGAAUGACAGUGGCGAUCUUCCUGAUUUACUUGGACAACUCCAUCAUCAGCACUGCCACUCCAAUCAUUACUACUGAUCUACACGAGACGGCGGAUAUCGGCUGGUAUGCAGGGGCUUACACGCUCGUGUCUGGUACCCUGCAGCCCCUAGCAGGGAAAUUGUACAUCUUCUUCCGGAAAAAGUUCGUUUUCCUAACCUUCCUUUUCGUCUUCGAAAUAGGCUCUCUUAUCUGCGCGUUGGCGAAAUCUUCUCCCAUGUUGAUCGCCGGCCGAGCCGUUGCCGGGGCUGGCUCCUCCGGCCUCAUGAACGGAGCUUGGACUAUCAUUGGUACUUCAGUUCCCCUGGCCCAGCAACCGUGGAUCACGAUGGGAGUUGGUCAGAUGGCCCUGAUCGUGGGCCCGCUCAUUGGGGGAGCGCUCACUCAAUACGUUUCUUGGCGAUGGUCUAAAGAAUACCACCCAGGCUUCUACAUCAACCUCCCCAUCGGCGGCUGCGCUGCAAUUUUGAUCGUAUUCAAUACUAUUCCCGACACCAAGGGGCAAAAUACUUUCUCUCUUGGACUCGUCCGCAGAAUGUUAUCUAGCCUCGAUCUUGGUGGCUUUGCGCUGCUCGCGCCAGCCAUGACCAUGUUUCUGGCGGCUUUGCAGUUUGGGGGAUCGGAUCCCAACCACCCCUGGAACAGUUCGCUAGUCAUCGGCCUCUUCUGCGGCGCCGGAGCGUCUACCGUCAUGUUUGUCGUUUGGGAAAGGAGGGUGGGUGACACAGCCAUGAUUCCCGGCUCCGUCAUCCGUCGCCGAGAAGUUUGGUCCAGUUGUGGUCAUAUCUUUAGCAUGGCCUUCAUUGUCUUUAUUGCUAAUUACUUUUUGCCUGUUUAUUUUCAAGCCGUGAAGGGUGUGGGGGCAACAAGGAGUGGUCUGUACAUGCUUCCGGGAAUCUUGAGCCAGUUGGUCUUCAUCAUCCUGUCUGGAGCUGCCGGGUGUUGGCCGAGGCGCUGCAUUGACAAUGCUAUCCAGUGUGCCCUGGGAAGCGACCUGGUCGCCAUCUCCAUGUCCCUUCUCAUUUUUUUCCAGAACUUGGCAGGUUCUAUUGCCGUGGUCAUUGCUACUACUAUCUUCACCCAAAGCCUGCUGAAGGAUUUACCGGUCCUCGCUCCCUCGGCGUCUCCGGAAGCCGUCGUCAGCGCGGGAACGGGGGCAGACGCUGUACGCCGCUUACUUCCAGCGGGAAGUCCCGAGCUCGAGGGGCUGUUGCAGGCGUACUCGUAUGCAAUUGACAAGACUUUCUACGUGGUAGCUGGCUUUGCGGUGGUGUCCAUUGGCUUCGCCCUGUUCAUGGGGUGGGACGAAGUCCGGCGCAAGAAAAGGGCCGAAUCAGCAAGCGGCAGUCAAGCAAAACCCGAGGAGGAGGUUGCGGGGGUUUAA